GAACAGAACCUACCUCUCAAUUAUUUUCCAGAUUUGAAGAAUAUAAAACUGAGGAACCAUUUUUGGCUUUUGAUGCUGGUAAAGUAAUAUUUAAGGCACUUGAUCAGUUACAUAAUACAAAUUUUUCUUUCAUUAAAGAAAUUAGUGUUAAUAAUACAAAACACAUAAGCAACUGUAAAAUUCAUCCCUCGGUUCCUUGGAUCCAUGGAUUAAGUGUAGCUAGAGCAUUGAAAGAAGUUCGUAAUUGUCAUGGUUUUUCUGGAAAUGUACAGUUCGAUUCACUCGGACGAAGAAGAAUUUAUACUUUGCAUAUUAUAGAAAUGUCUCAUUCCGAAACUAGAAAGAUCGGUAGUUGGUCCGAUAAAACUGGAUUGACAUUAAACGAACCUGUCGUUACUUCACCUGAAAAAUUUCCUUCGUUUAUGGUAUCAAAACCAGAAGAAAAACAAAAGAAAACAUUCGUCAUUACUUCUAUAUUGAUGGAGCCAUAUUUAAUGAAAAAUGGAGAUUCAUACACCGGUUUUUGUAAAGAUUUAAUAGACAUUUUAUCAGCGAAACUUAAUUUUGAUUAUCGACUAAAAAUCGUAGAUGAUGGACAAUUUGGAAGUUAUAAUCAUUCUAACAAAAAAUGGACGGGAAUGAUCGGUGAAAUAGUUUCAGAAAAAGCGGAUUUAGCAGUGGCUCCUUUAAUAGCAACUUCAGAAAGAAGUAAGGUUGUAUCUUUCACCACGCCAUUUCAAUAUGGAGGAAUUACUUUAUUAGCUAAAAAAGUUUAUUCCUCGCCGUCUUUUCUCUUGUUUCGUCCAUUCAGUUGGGAAGUAUGGAUAUUCGUUCUAAUUGUUUAUGUCAUUUUUGGUACAUUUUUACUAUCAGUCAAUUAUUAUACUUCGGAGUCGUUCGAAAAAUCCCAAUUGAUGCAUCGUGAGAAAUAUUACAACUCCAUGACUCAAAAAUUUUUGUGCGCCAAAUCCUGGAUAAAAUCUAUUGGUAAAUUGAUAUGCUUCGUCUUUACCAUUGCUCUGUUAUCAUUAUACAUUGCAAAACUCAGCUCCAUCAUAACCAGUGAAGAAAACUCUUAUGAUUCUAGGGAAUUACUCCCUACAAAAGAAAUGUUCCAGUAUUCGGUAACAACAGGAUUUCCAAAAAUGCUUAUGUUGCGAGGAAGUACUACCAUGAAGUAUUUUCAGAAAAGUGGAUCGUUACUCUACUCUCAGUAUUGGAAACAAAUUCAAGAAAAUUCAGAUUUAUUUGUCAGCUCCUAUUCUGAAGCUUUAGAACGUCUUAUAUUAUCUGAUGGAGAUACUGUGUUCUUAUUAGAAUCCCCUAUUGCAGAGUAUAUAUCUAAUGUAAAUUGCAACAGUUUCACUACUUUGACAGGAACCUUAAAUACUCAAACAUAUAGUAUCGCUAUGGGAUCCACAUUUUCUUUAAGACUUAAUCUCAGUAACCAAAUUAUGCUUCUUCAGGAGAAUGGAAUAUUAAAUAAACUCUAUGAUAAGUGGUGGAACAACUAUUCAGAUUGCGAUGAAUCAAACGUGCAGAGAAUAACAUAUAAGAUGAACGGGGGAUCGUUACGAUUUCGUGACAUUUGUGGAUUGUUUUACUUAAUGAUUUUCAGUUCUGUUAUAAUUGUCGUCUUAAGUGUCAGUCAAUUUCUUUGCCGGAAGUACCGAAACUACAGCCAAGAAAUUCCCAAGAAAUCUGUUAUCCUCACAUGAAGAAACGAAAAACAGUUCAAAACGUGUGACAAAGAACAGAUUUUGAAUAAAAAAAUAUUUUAUAUUGUAACAUUCUGUUAUUCUUAACAACGGAUACAGAUUAUAUUGAUUCUAUUUAUGAAUCAAAAGAGUUAUUAAAAUAUUCUUAUAAAUAGUUUAUAAUUUUAAAAUUAUAUAUAUUAUUAAAUUGUAUUAUUCACCGAUGUACUGUUAUAACGUUGUACUUUCAUAUUAAUUUGUAUAUAUAUAUAUUUUUUCUUUUAUGCACAAAUUAUGGUUAUA
Molecule: messenger RNA, 2000 nt
Organism: Centruroides sculpturatus (bark scorpion)
Lineage: Eukaryota; Metazoa; Arthropoda; Arachnida; Scorpiones; Buthidae
Product: glutamate receptor 1-like
Exons: 12
Coding region: 321-1718 (465 amino acids)
Biological process (GO): synaptic transmission, glutamatergic; modulation of chemical synaptic transmission
Cellular component (GO): postsynaptic membrane; plasma membrane
Molecular function (GO): transmitter-gated monoatomic ion channel activity involved in regulation of postsynaptic membrane potential; glutamate-gated receptor activity
Source: RefSeq, a predicted model, not a curated record